Acanthamoeba castellanii str. Neff is the source of this 5346-nucleotide messenger RNA. Its product is annotated as GTPaseactivator protein for Ras-like GTPase. The coding region runs from base 1 to 5346 and encodes 1781 amino acids. The record is from RefSeq and is a predicted model, not a curated record. Lineage: Eukaryota; Discosea; Longamoebia; Acanthamoebidae. The transcript has 16 exons. Gene Ontology annotation, molecular function: lipid binding. Gene Ontology annotation, biological process: regulation of GTPase activity.
AUGGAAAAGACGACGAACGCCCCGACCGAGCCACCAGACCCCAGUCCGCGUUCCAAACGAAGGGAGCGACGCAAGACGCUCCACCUCGGCUCGCUCUCUCACCUCACCGUCAGCGGCGGCGGCGGCGGCAGCGGCAGCGGCGGCAAGUCGGCGUCUGUCGAAGACCUCGAGCACCCGCUCAACAGGGAGAGAGGCGGCAGCGGCGGCCGAACGACCGGCAGUGGAGUGCUGGCCAGCGGGCCGGCCAGCGCGAGCCGGCCAGGAGGCCCCCUCAGCGGCAGCGGCCCCGUGAGCGGAAAGAGCGCCGCGAGCGUGUUCUCGAUUGGCAGCGGCGGCGGAGCGGCGGACAGCGACGGUAAUGCCAAAGACACGAGCAGCAGCAGCAGCAGCAAGCGGCUCAGCAGAAAGCUGCGGAAGGCGCCGGCGGGCAGCGGGGUGGCCGAGGGGGAGCUCAUCCUGCUGCGGCUCGAGGGCCGCAUCCUCGAAGAGAAGGAACGCGAACGUGAGAAGGAAAAGCGACGCAACGAACUGCAACAGCAGCAGCAACAACCGACAAAGGAGGAUGAUGAACAGCAACAGCAACAGCAACAGCAGCAGCAGCAGCAGCAGCUGGCGAUGGCGGCGGUGCUGUCGCCAAAGGACUUGACGCGAGGGGGAACGCUCAAGAGGAUGAUGCUGGCCAAGGCCGGCGGCGGCAGCGGCGUGGGGAGCAACCUGCGCGACGAGAUGUCGGGCGAGAAGACCGCCGGAAGCGGUAUCUGCGUCAACAACAAUAACAACAGCACCGGCGCCGCGGCCAACAACAGUAACAAUGGAGGCGGAGGCGAGGGCGACGCGGCGCCGCUGGAGCGGCGGCAGCUCAACCCGCUGGUACUCAAGAGCCAGGAGGACGCCUCGGCGUCGUCACUUCAGAAGGCCCUCAGCUGCGUGCACGAGGAAGACGCUUCGCUCUUGCCUCCGCUUCCCAUGGAACGGCUGCAUCGCAAGUCGCUGGGCGGGUGGAUGGAGCAGCUCACUCGGCGGGCCAGCGCAGCGCAAUCGCCCAGCGAUACGGAAGAUAAAGAGUUGAUCGAGUUCGAAGAGGCCGAGAUCGCAUGCCUGUUCUGGAUGCAGGUGGAGCUCUACCGCCAGGCGUGUCGUUUCGAGCGAGACAAGGCUGAGAAAGAGGGCCGGCUCUCCACGUCCUCCACCACUACCACCACGACGGCCACGGCCGCAGCCGCCAGCGGCUCGUCGUCACCUGCUCCGUCUCGUCGGGCGACGACCGGAGGCAACAGCAGCGCCGCCGCUGCCACCAGUGAAGCAGGUGACGCGAACCGCGGCGGGCCGGUACUCGGAGUGGCGCACAGAAGGACGCACCCGUCGGCGCCUGUACAUAAGAUCUCGUCCCUGGGCUGGCCCAUCACGCCAUCCCACGGCAGCUACAUCACCACGCCACCACAGCAACCGAUUUUGAGUUCACACGAGUUGCGGCUUCGAAUAUUCCAGCAGCACGUGGCGGAGGACGCGCCUCUGCGGAUCGACCUCAAGAGCAGCACCGUCAAGGACAUCGCGCUCGAGAUGGACGCCCUCUCCUCUUCUUCCUCCCCCUCUUCCCUCUCCUCCUCCUCCUCCUUUUCAACAUCAACUGUCACCACGUUGUCGUCGUCGUCGCUGUCGCUCACCGCGCAGUCGCCGCUCUCCUCCUUCUCGUUCUCUCCCCUGCCGUCGCCGCUUCCGUCGCCCACCUCAUCGUCCUCGUCGGCGUCGGCGUCGGCCUCUCCGUUCUCGGCCGACAACCUCCAGGCCCAUCCGCACCCGGCGCUCCUGCACCCGCACCUCCCCGACCUGCUGUUCCGCGAGGCCCAGCGGCAGGUGGUGUUUGAGGAGUUCCGACGCGAGUAUUCCAAGUCGGAAGCACCAGUUUCGGCCGACGCUCCCGACGACCACGGCUGGCAUUUCCUGGAGGCCACCAAAGGCGUCAGGUGCCUCCGCAAGUUCUACCCCGGCAAGGACAUCGGGUGCGCCAAGGCCGUCGGCGUGGUGGGCGCGCCGGCGGCGCAGGUGUUCCGCCUGGUGAUGGCCUGCAGCGAGACGCGGCAGGAGUGGGACGAGCUCUACCUGUCGGGUAAGGUGACCGAGAACCUGGCCUCCAACAUCCAGCUCCUCUACUUUUCCAUGCGCAGCCUGUGCAAGACGGUGCGCAAACGCGACUUUGUGGUGGCCCGCGCGUUUGCGGUGCUGCGCGGGAAGGAGGGCGAGCGCGGCGGCGCGCCGCGGGACACGUUCGUGGUCAUCUCCAAGUCGGUGCCGUCGGCCGCGCACCCGCCCCAGAAGGAGUUUGUGCGCGGCGAGGAGGUGAUCGAGGGCUGGAUCUUCAAGGAGACCGGCAACAACUCGUCGCUCAUCACGCGGGUCGUGUCGAUCGACUUCCGCGGCAAGAUUCCGCCCUCGGUCGUCAACGCACUCAACCACCGGUUGGCGAUUACGUCGGUCCUCAACAUCAAGGCGGUGUUCGACAAGGUGCGCGAGAAGACCAAGGAGCUGAUGGAGCCCGACCGCGACACCUACUUCCCGUUCGUUGCCCGGGUCAUGUACCCGCACCAGUUCAUCACUCGCGAGGAGACUGCCAACGAGUACUCGCCCAGUCUCAUCGGCGGCAGCGGCGCCGAUGACGGUUCUGGUAACCCCUCGGCCUCGGGGGCAUCGGCGUCGGGCUCGGGCUCGUCGUCGUCGCUGUUGGCCGUAAGCCCGAGCAAACCGGCACGGCGCGGGGUCAAGAUCAGCGAAGACGUGGACGAGAGCGAUGGCGGCCACAAGCGCGAGUGCGGCCGGCCGACGCCGAGGCCCGCCGCCGAGUUCCCGAUUCUGUCGGUGAUGGAGGGCGAGCUGGUGACCGUCGUCAAGAAGGUGCCCGGCUCCAAGCUCUGGGAGGGAUUCCACAACCGGAGACGGGGCCUGGUCAACAUCGACUACAUCGACCCGAUCCUGCCCACGUUGCCCAGCCCGUCGACAAAUAUGAUCAUGAACCCGGGCAUGGUGUCGCUGAUGGAGAUCCUGCUCGAGAGCGACUGCCGCGUGGUGUUCACGCUGCUGUCGGUCGUGGAUCUGGCCUUCAACCAGUCCAUUCCGGAGGCCAUCAUCCGAAUUCACGAGGUGGGUGGCGCGCCCACAGUUUUGAUCAAGUCCGCCAUCACGCUCGACCUGUCCAAGAGCACGGCCGUGGGGACGCUGUUCCGGGGGAGCGAGAUCCACACGUCACUGCUCUCCAGCUACGCCAAGACGGUGGCCAAGAAGUACCUCACCAAGACCCUGACGUCGCUCAUCCACAACGUGUGCCAGCUCUACGACGAGGGCAAGUCGUUCGAGGUCGACCCGGCGCGGCUCAAGGAGGGCGAGGUGCUGUCCGAAAACGCCGAUCAGCUCGUUACCACCACGCGCAGCUUCCUUGAGAAGAUCCUCCGCACUGUCGACGAAUGUCCAGCGUCGUUGCGCGACAUUUGUCGGCAUCUUCAGCGGGAGGUGUCCUCCAAGUACCCGGGCACCCACUACACCGUGCUCGGUGGCCUCUUCUUCCUUCGCCUCCUCUGUCCUGCCAUCGUUUCGCCCACAGAGCGAGCCCUUAUCAAGGGCCAAGUAUCGCCGGGCGUGCGGCGUGGGUUGGUGAUGAUCUCCAAGGUCCUCCAAAAUCUGGCCAACGGGAUCGAGUUCGGGUGCAAGGAGGCCCACAUGGCCAUCCUCAACCCGUUCAUCAUCGAGAACCUUGCCGUCGUUCACAUGUUCUUCGACAAGCUCACCGACGAAACGGAGGUCAACAAGGCGCUCAAGGCCGAGGAGCGGGUGCGCGACAAGCAGGACGUGGACACCGAUCUGCCGCAGGACUCACUCAACGUCAUGCACGCCGAGCUGAGCAAGCACCUCGACGGCAUCGCCGACAAGUUGGAAUUCGAGGAGACCGAGGCUGGAAUGCCGACCCUCGAGCGGCUGUUGAGCGUGCUCACGCUUCUGGGGCCUCCGUCGACAGAAAUCAACAAGUCGUCGACGAGCGCCCUGAAGGGGCACCUCCGUCGGCUCUCGUUCGGCAAGGGCUCCUUCAUCAAGACCUUCAAGCAAGAGCGAGAGGCGCAGAAGGAAAAGGAAUCGGCGGUGCCGAAGAGCAUCAUCGUGACCAACCCGGACAAAAGCGAGCCCGUGCUGUUGCCCACGAUCGAGGAGAUCAUGGAGGAGCGUAUUGAAGUGGUCGGCAACGAGGACCUCGACUUCUCGCCCGAACAGCGACGACGAGCCAAACUGAAGAAGGACAAGCUGGAGAAGAUACUGGGCGUGGCGCUCAGCCCGGAGAACCUCAGCGCGCAGCUCUGUGGCGGCAGCGCGUCUACCUCGGCCCCGCCCUCUGCCCGCGGCGACAAGAACGUGCUGGCCGUCAAGGACAUUCGUGAGCGCGCCCGCUCGACCACGGUCGCCCCGGCCGGUUCGUCGCCGUCGGGUCCCGCGGACAGCAAGCGGCGGCAGUCGUCGACCGACCGCACCACCAAGCGCGACGCCGACGGCGCCCGACGAUCACCGCGGCGCGACGACAAGGGCAGCGCCGGCGACCAGCGGCAGCAGCGCAGCAAGCACCACCAGUACACGGCCACCGUGCCCGGGGCCUCGCACAAGCAGAAGCUCGUCCACAAGCGGCUCAAGCUGCAGAAGCUGCUUGGCACCCACAUCUCCUCGGAGAGCAUGAUGAAUCAGGUCGGCCCGUCAUCUUCAUCGUCGUCGUCGACCGAUCCGACCGCCGCCUCGUUCGGCGACGACGAGCGCUCAAUUGACGACGACUCCGCCUCGACGUCGUCAUCGCCUUCAUCUCCCUCGUCGAUACGAAAGAAGUGGUGGCUCGGCGGCGGCGGUGGAAGUGGAGCCGAGGCGAUGAUGGAAAAGGAGGGGAACGACCCACCGUCGCCGCCGCGCUCUGGGGAGGACGGCAGUGCCGGGAGGCGGCGACACAAGACGGCGCCCGAGCGGCCCAGCGGCGGCGGUGGAAGUGGAGGGAGUGGAGGAGGUGGUGGAGGUGGAGGUGGCGGCCUCAACAACUUCAUGCGCAAGUGGAACACGAGCGACACGGCCAAGGAGCGCGAGCGGAAGAAGAGCUUCAUCCCGUGGAUCGGCAACAACGGAACGCCGCCAUCGGGGAGCGAUGAUGAAGCGGAUGCAGGAGGAGGGUCGAUGAUCGAGCAGCCGCAACCGGCCGAAGCCAAGCAGCAGAAGCGGAGGAAGGAGACCUUCACGGGCUUCUUCCGACGGCGACUCGACAGCGGCGGCUCCUCCCCAGAGACACCGGUGUCGGCCAUCGCCGCCAAGGCCGCCGAAGACAUUGCUGAGUAG